This is a messenger RNA of Charadrius vociferus (killdeer), 4047 nucleotides long. RefSeq names its product G protein-coupled receptor 116 (gene ADGRF5). The transcript is spliced from 20 exons. Lineage: Eukaryota; Metazoa; Chordata; Aves; Charadriiformes; Charadriidae. Gene Ontology annotation, molecular function: G protein-coupled receptor activity. The record is from RefSeq and is a predicted model, not a curated record. Gene Ontology annotation, cellular component: membrane. Bases 1 to 4047 code for a protein of 1348 amino acids. Gene Ontology annotation, biological process: G protein-coupled receptor signaling pathway; cell surface receptor signaling pathway.
AUGCCGUCCCCGAUUACUGCAGGUCUCCACUGCCUAUUUCUACUGAUCACAGCAUGUUGCCAGAGAUCACAGGAGUCAAACUUUGCUCCAUUCGUACAAUACGUGAUUGACACUGCGCUAGGAGAGGAAAGCUUCCAGUCAGACAUGCAAAGGCAGAAGCGAAACAUGCUUGUUUUUGACCUUCCCCCUAUGGAGUACACCGCUGACAUUGAAGUAAGCCUUACGGAUUCAUCUUUCCUGGAGCCAGUGAAAGAGUAUUUCAAAAACCUUAAUCUUCCAGUUUUAACAAAUAUUUCAAAUGCAGAAAUGAGAAUUUCAAAUGUCAGUGUUACAACAGUCUGUCUACCCAGUGGUGAGAACACCAGCUGUUGUUCUUGCGAAAAUGGAUAUGCCUGGCCAAGUGAGGUGCACAGUGACUUGAUAAUCUGCCCUUCUGCCAUCUUAGCACCCAGCCUGCCCUGCAGCUACAUGAGGGAAAUGCCUCUUGACAAGCCUUACUGUAAGCCUGAGAUUGAAGAUUCAUGUGAUAUGGGAGAGCCCAUUGUAAUGGAUAUGUCAGUCAGACUCGACACAGUCUUUUUGGAAGAUCUCAGUAAUUCUUCUUCUGAAUUGUACAAAAAAUACAAAGCUGACCUUGAAAUAGCGUUUAAUGCUGGCUACAGAUGUUUACCGGGCUUUGUAUCGGCAACAGUAACUGGUUUCAGGCUUGGAAGCGUUUUUGUGAACUACGAAGUAAAAGCAGGAGCAGCAAACUUCAAUCAGAUAGCAAGUUCCAACAGAAUCAUACCACAAUUUCUAAAUCCAUUGUACCAGCUAAACCAAACUACCUUCACAACAAAAAUAGUUGAUCAGACGAACUUCACUGUGAGUCCUGAAGACAUUUUUGAAGGAGACACAGUAAGACUGACUUGUGAGAUAAAUUCAACAUCUGAGAAUGUGACCUGGUAUCACUUAGGUCAGAUCAUCUCAACCAACUCCCUAAAUUUCAAGGGCAGCAAAACCUCAAGGUCGACUCUUGAAGUUGCCAAUAUAAAGAUGAAUGAUUCUGGUUCCUAUACGUGCACUUUCACAAAGAGCAAUCGGUUUCACACGCUGAUAUACAACGCCACGAAAACAGUAGCAGUCUCUCCGUUAAACAUCACCACAAAAGGAAAUGACAUCGAUGUUACAUGCAACAGUCCUGAAAUGCAGACAAAUGGUCUUCUGCUGUCCUGUUGUAUUGACAAACACUUACCAUCACUCACUGGUGACUGGAAAGUAAAUGGAGCAAUCAAUAUUACAGGAGUCUCCAGUUUCAGUGAAAACUGCACUGAAUACAAGCUCAACAUCAGUGAAUCACUGUGCCCACCUGAGAAUUCAGGUACAGUGACGACAUAUACAUGUGAGCUGCGGACUGGAUACGGUGCCAGGCGCAGUCAAGACAUCAGAGUGAUGUACCUCCGGGCAGCUCAGGUAACAAUAUUUCCGAGCGUAAAGUUACAGGUUUCCGAGGGAUCUGAAUUCAAUCUAACGUGUAAAAGUGAUGUGGGCAAGUAUGACAGUGUCAGUUGGAAAAUCCAGUCUGGAAAUAGCAUAAACCAAAUAGACUGUGGGAGGUACAUCACAAAUAACAACCGUGAAGCCACAUCUGUGCUCAGAGUGAACACUACCACAUGGGACUGGAAUGGCACCUGCAUCUGCACAUUCUCCCAGAAGUACUUGGAGAGUUCUGCCAAUGUGACAAUUGAGGUUGUUCCCUUGCCUCUGAAGCACAAAAUCCUGAUAAACCCCAUUGAAACAUCUAUAGUAUGCGAAAAGCCACAAGCCCUUGAGUGCUGCAUAGACAAUAAUACCACGGAAAACUACACUGUCCGAUUUGUGGUUCAAGAAAAAGAAUUUUCCGCUGAGAGAAAGCCAAAAGGAAAUUUGUUAUGCUACACGUCCAGUUACACAGAAGGAGAAUGUAAUAAAAUGAAAAAGCUCACAUCGUAUUGCAAGUUUAUUAACAGCAUUAACCAGGAGGUCAACAGUAAUAAUAUAACACUGAAAGUGAUACCUGGUAAGAAAGAAGUUUCCUGCUCAGACAGCGAUGGUGUUGGAAUGGAAGGGGACACAUUAAUAAAGCCAUGCUGUGAGUUAAAUAACAUAGAUGAUUGCGUCCAAGGCAAUAGAAUUUACAAGUGCUGCAACAAAUUAUGGGUGCUUGAAAAGCGUAACUGCCUGUCUGUAGCAAUAAACAAACUUCUGGAUGAUGCCGAGUCCUUGUUCAACAGUCCUGCCAGAAAAGAACUACCUAUCUACCUUAAAAAGCUUAAUGAAACAACAGGAAUGGAGAAAGGCAUAUUACACAAUUCUUCUGCAAAUGUAGGUGCAGUCGUUAGCAUCCUACAGAUGGUGUCCUCUAUCCCAGCAGAUGCAGAGCCGCUCACUAUUGAAUAUUUCCUUUCCGUAGUGGACAUUGUUGCUGAGUCCACAACUGAGACUUGGGAAGUCCUGAAUAACAGCGAAGAACCUAAAAGUUCUUCAUUGCUGGGAUCAGUAGAAAAUUUUACCCUGAACCUCCAACCAGUUGAUAAUACCAUUCCUUUUGUCAAGGCAAAAACCCUUCAGCUACAAGGUAUGGUGACAGAAAAUAGCAACACAAAUUAUAAUAAGAUCUUCCACAGUGCAGAAAACCUCACAGUUAAUGUGUUCAUUGAUUCAACUGAAAAUUCAAUUGGAACCCAGAAUUCAACCAUUGUCAGUGUGAUGUCCUCAAGACUUGGACAUAUUUUGCCCCAGCAUGGGACCCAGUAUGUGAAUGGCUUACUGUUAACAACAACUGUAAGAAGCAGCGGAAACCAGAAGUUCGAUAUUAAUAUGACCUUUGCAAAGCAAGACUUAUCUCUAAAGAAACCUCAGUGUGUCUUUUGGAACUUCAAACUCAACAGAUCAGGGGGCGGCUGGGAUACUCAGGGUUGCACAUUCACAGAGGAAGAAGAUUACGUCAAUUGCUCCUGCAACCACUUGACAUCAUUCUCCAUUCUGAUGUCACCUGAUAUACGGUCCCGGGUAGACUUUGAAGAUUAUAUUACCUACAUUGGCCUGGCCAUCUCAAUCUUGAGUUUGGUGACCUGCAUUAUAGUUGAAUCCUUAGUCUGGAAAUACGUGACAAACAACACAACCUCCUAUAUGCGCCAUGUCUGUAUACUCAACAUAGCUACAUCACUCCUGAUUGCUGACAUUUGGUUCAUUGUCACUGCCUCCAUCAGUAACCAAAACCAACAGAUGAGCAGAGAUGUCUGUCUCGUGGCCACGUUCUUCAUCCAUUUAUUCUACCUGUGUGUCUUUUUCUGGAUGCUCAGCCUGGGCCUCAUUCUUUUCUACAGACUGGUCUUCAUCUUGCAUAACACAAGCAAGACCAUUCAGAAAGCAGUGGCAUUCUGUCUGGGAUAUGGAUGCCCCUUUGUCAUUGCAGUCAUCACCAUUGCUGUCACACUGCCAAGGAAUAAUUACACCAGAAAUGAUGUCUGUUGGCUCAAGUGGGAGGAGAGCAAAGCUCUCCUGGCCUUCGUCGUACCUGCCCUGAUCAUUGUGGCCAUGAAUUUAUUCAUCACUGCAGUUGUUAUAAUAAAAAUACUGAGGCCAAAUAUUGGGGAUAGAUCAAACAGGCAGGAGAGGAACUCUUUGCUUCAAAUUGGCAAAAGUGUGGCCAUCUUGACAUCACUGCUAGGCCUCACUUGGGGAUUGGGCCUUGUCACUGUCAUCAAAAACAGCCAUCGAGCGUUCCACAUCCUCUUCGUUCUGCUCAAUACUUUGCAGGGAUUAUUCAUUUUGGUGUUUGGGACUCUCUGGGACAAGAAGAUACAAGAAGCCCUGCUGAAGAGGAAUUCAAUGUCCAAAUGGAGUUCACAGCAAACAAAGUCAUCCUCCCUGAUCCUGGUGACACCAAUGCUCGCUAUGAGCUAUCCAUUUUCAAGAACCUUUAACAACAUAUGCGGGAAAACAGGAAAAUACAGAGUAUCAUCUUCAGAGCCAUCCACCUCUUCCUCUGAAAACACUUCCAAGUCAUAUUCUUUGCUUAACUGA